Saimiri boliviensis boliviensis (Bolivian squirrel monkey) is the source of this 2606-nucleotide messenger RNA. It is a transcript of the gene CIMAP3, whose product is annotated as ciliary microtubule associated protein 3. Gene Ontology annotation, biological process: regulation of cell projection organization. NCBI's taxonomy places the organism in Eukaryota, Metazoa, Chordata, Mammalia, Primates, Cebidae. Gene Ontology annotation, molecular function: cytoskeletal protein binding. The record is from RefSeq and is a predicted model, not a curated record.
ACGUGCUGGUGGCCCGGACCUUUGAGACGUUCUGAACCCUCCCGCUACAGCAGCGCGUUCCUCUUGGCCCAGCUUCCAAAGCUCUUGGCCACCGGGUCAUCCCUGCAGGCCCUACGGCCGCGGAUCCAGGAAACCCUCUACCCGCAGCCCAGCUGCUGAGUUUACAGUCCCUUGGGCUCUGGGCUCCAGGGUGCGCGUUCCCGCCCCGUGGUGGCUGUGCGGACGCCCCGACUUGCCGCGCAGGAGCGCUCGGUUCCUCUCCCGGUCCCAGAGCGCCGCAGCUGGGGCUCGCGGAACUAGCCUUCGUUUCCAUGGCAACGCAGUACACAAACACUAGCCCUAGAAGCUCGCGGCGAUGUGCUUCAGCAAAGCGGACACUGUGAAUAACUACUGUUUUGGAACAUGUCAACAGAGGAAACUUUUUCCUUACUUCCAUCCCCCAAAUUUGAUUGGGAACAAGUUUGUCCCUCUUAAGGGAUCACCUCACCGAGGGCCUGGGUGUUACUUACCAGAUGCAUAUGGCUUGGCAUACAACUUGUCUAAGAUCCCAACCAGCAUAAAAGGAUAUACUUUGGGAGCCAGAACAGCUGUGAGGUUUAAGCCAAUACAGAAGGAAAUAACACCUCACGCAGGCAUGUACCAACCAGUAAGUCCUCAGCUGGAAAAACACAAACAAAAUUUUGCUCCAUUUAAUGUCUUGGUGCCUCGAUUUAAGAACUACUCAAAGGACACUUACUAUCCCAGCCCUGGCACAUACAACCCAGAGAAGAAGCCACCUCCAAAAAUUUCCUGGCCAAUGAGAUUUGGAUCUCCAGACUGGGCUCAGGUUCCAUGUCUUCAGAAAAGAACCUUAAAAGCUGAGCUGUCCACAGACAAAGACUUUAGAAAGCAUCGGAACCGUGCGGCCUACCUAAGCCUGUAUUAUAAUUGAGCAGCGGUAACUACCUUCACGUGCUCCUCUUAAACACAGACUCUCCAGGACUGAGGACAGAGCUUUCUUCUUCUUCUGCAUUACUGUGACCUUCUUGUCUGGCAGUCUGGGACCCAGGGAGGGACAGGGGCUUAUAGCUGCUGCAUGAGAGCAUAAAGAUUAGUGUACAGUGCUUGUGGUGUGUAUGUGCGUGUCUGAGUCUGUGGGUUCCUGCUGGGUGGUGAGUUGGAUGAUUUCACUUUAUGAAAUAUUUUGGGCCCCUGCUUUCUAGUUCUAAUUCCCAGGUGCCAAUUUUAUAUAUUCUACCACUAGCCCUGGUCGUAGGAGGCUGUUAGCCUAUACAUAUCAAGGAUUUGGAUGGGAUUUGGGCUUGCUAGACACAGAAGACACUUCCAGGCAGAUUAAAACAUUUAUUGGCGCUCUGCCAGUUGCAUUCCUCAGCGUAGAGUGUGAAGGUCUUGAUUUGGUUGACUUACCCAGAUUGACAUAAAACUCAAAAACCAAAACUUGCCCAUUUCCCAUGACAUCAUCUACUUAGUCUGUCAGUCAACAUACAUAUUCAGGUCCUGCUACGUAUUGGGCAGAGUAGUAAGCACUGGGGAUAUGGCAAGAAUCAAACUUAUUUUUUAACUCCUUGGGCCUGGCUUGAAGUCAGAGGAGGACUCCUGGGGGAAGCUAGUGGAUUGGGUCUGCCCUCCAAUCUGAAUGACCCCCUAGAGCCUUUACAAGUCAGUCUAGGGUUAUAAAGGUCAGAAAAUAUAUAGCCCCAGACUGACUUGUAAACAGCUACAUUUAAAGUACUUACUCAGACACUCAGGCCUGAGAGUUAGAACCCUUUCCUUCCAGCACUAACUGAAAUAAUCAAGUAUAGUUUGUUCAGGAUUGGCAUUAAAUGUAAUCUAAUCUUGUAAUAGGAUGGCCCUUUAGUACCCACGUAGGCUUCUUUGUCAUAACCAGAAAAGUGGUAAGCCUGCAUGUGUCUGGAUACCAAAGACUGAGAAGCUGCCCAUGGCUGCAGGAGAGCACUAGCCUACUGUAACCCUUACGGCCACCCCCCGAUCAGUGAUAGCUGGGGAAAGGGCUAGCAAGAGGUGAAACCUCCUGGGCAUAUGAUGCUGGGGGCGCCUAACUUCUGAAAGGCCAAGUUCUUCUAAAACAAUAAUGGUGGUGAAGGACAGGAAAGUCUUGAUGGGAAAUCACCUAGGACAUAUUAAGAUAAUGAUAAACAUACUCAGCAAAAAACGUACCUAAUAUAUACACUUCUUUUAAUCUGAUGAUUUAAUGAUUUCUAUUAUCUUGUCAAGAAGUAUUUAUGACUUGAGAUAAGUCCGCAUUAAUUCUUAUCACCUCUCCUCCACAUCUCCUCCUUCCUCUCCUUUGUACCCACACCUGCAGACUUUUUCAGAGGUGACAAUUUAACAUUCAGUGGUUUAUUUUCUGAUUCAGGGUCUUAGGUCCCUUCUUUGGAGGAUAUUGAGGGGGUGGAGGUGGGGAUAGAACAUCUUUCACACUGUUUAGUACAUACAUUCAAAGACUUUUCCAGGGAAGAGAACUCUCUAAAAUAGUGAUCUGAUUUGAUGAAAGAUAAGAUUUUAAUAUAGCUUCAGUUAACCUUCAAGGUCCUUUAAGGUGCUAAAUUGUACAUAAAAGUAAUUAAGAAAGUACAAAUGAACAC